AGAAGAAGAAGAGGGAGAAGAGAGGCGGGAUCGGUUUGUGCCUUGAAAUCCAGAGCAAAGCAAGUAGAUCGCCUCUCUUAUCGAUUAUCAGUUCGCGCUCCCUCCGUGGAUUUGAUGGAUAUUUGAUCAGUGGAUGUGAUGCCCAUAUAUAUCAUCGACCGAAAAUUUCCCGACACACCUGGUGAGUUGAUACAGCCAGUAGCUGAAGGAGGAGAGGCGAGGAUGACGGAGACCAACCCCCCCAAGUCGGCUAAAAAGCCCCGCUGGACCUCCCUGGAGAUCGGCCUCAUUACCAUUGUCUCCCUGCUCUUCAUCGUCAUCGUGGCCCUUGUCAUCCUCUUUGCCACACACAAGACCGAUGAAAUCUGCACCACAGCCGACUGCACACAAUCAGCAUCUCGGCUGAUUGAAAACAUGGAUGACAGCGUGAACCCUUGUGAGAACUUCUACCAGUAUGCCUGCGGAGGCUGGCUGAAGAAGAACAUCAUCCCGGAGACCAGCUCCAGAUACAGCACUUUUGACAUCUUGCGAGAUGAACUGGACGUUGUCCUUAAAGGUGUCCUGGAAAGAACAGUGCCGGGGGAAGCCACUGCCCUCACCAAGGCUAAGACUCUCUAUAAGUCCUGCACCAAUGAGAGUUUAAUUGAACUUCGAGGAGGGGGUCCAUUGCUCGCGAUGCUCCCUGAUGUGUUUGAAUGGCCCAUAGCUGUGGACAACUGGGAGGCCACCUUUGGUAAAACGUGGAGGUUGGAGGAUGCCGUAGCCAAACUGAAUGAGAAAUAUGGAACCCAAGUUUUGGUUAACUUUUUUGUUGGGACGGAUGACAGAGACUCCAAUUCGCACAUCAUUCAUUUUGACCAGCAGACAAGCCUUGGCCUCUUGUCCAGAGAUUACUAUGUCUGCACUGGACCCUACGCAGAGGCAUGUCGAGCUUAUGAACAGUUCAUGAUUGACCUGGCCAAGCUGAUCCGUACUGACCGGGCUCUGUCUAUCAAUGAGACCCAAAUCAAAGAGGAGGUGACAAGAGUUAUGGAACUGGAGAGGGACAUCGCCAACGCCACUGAUACUCCAGAAGACCGUAACAACCCAGUGCUGCUCUACAACAAGAUGGAACUGGGUGAUCUCAAUGCCAACUUCACCCUGGAGGUUGAAUCACGGGUGUUUAACUGGAGUUAUUUCACAGCCAAGAUCAUGGAUACAGUCAACAUCACUGUUCCUGAUACAGAGAAGGUCAUAAACUACUCCCCCAACUAUUACAGAAGACUCAACCUUGUCCUGGCCAAAUACACCAAGAGGGAUCUGCAGAACUACAUGGUAUGGCGUUUUGCCAUGAACAUGGUGGUCGGCCUGAGCAGAGCUUACAGGGACACCAGGAAAGCCUUCCGCAAGGCUCUCUCUGGUACGACGUCGGAGGCAGCAGUAUGGCGACAGUGCGCGCUCUACGUCAACAACAACAUGGACAAUGCUGUGGGAAGACUGUACGUGGAGGAGGCCUUCUCCGAAAAGAGCAAGGAGCUGAUGGAUGAGAUGAUUGCUGACAUCCGGGAGGUAUUCAUUAGUAACCUUGGCGACCUGACUUGGAUGGAUGCAGAGACCAAGAAAUCAGCGGAGGAGAAGGCUCGGGCUAUUCGUGAACGGAUAGGCUACUCUGACAACAUCAUGAAUGAUGAAUACCUCAACAAUGAGUACAAAGACCUGAGCUACAGUGCAGAGGAGUACUUUGAAAACAUCCUACAGAACCUGGAGUAUGUGCAGAAGAAACGCCUGCGGAAACUCAGAGUCAAAGUCAACAAAGAGGAGUGGGUAACUGGAGCUGCAGUUGUCAAUGCCUUCUACUCCUCAAGCAAAAACCAAAUAGUGUUCCCAGCUGGAAUCCUGCAGCCUCCCUUCUUCAGUAAGGGCCAGUCUAAAUCUCUCAACUACGGCGGCAUCGGCAUGGUGAUUGGUCAUGAGAUCACACACGGCUUUGAUGACAACGGUCGUAACUAUGAUAAGGAUGGUGACCUGAAGGACUGGUGGACAGCAGAAUCCACUCAGAGGUUCCUGGAGCUGUCAAAGUGCAUGGUGGAUCAGUAUGCCAACUUCUCCUGGGACUUAGCCAAUGGACUUCACUUAAACGGGAACAACACUCUGGGAGAGAACAUUGCUGACAAUGGAGGAAUACGACAAGCAUAUCAGGCCUACAAGAACUAUGUCAGCAAGCAUGGAGAGGAGCCUCCGCUGCCUGGCAUCGACCUUUCCCAUGACCAGCUCUUCUUUCUAAACUUCGCUCAGGUUUGGUGUGGAACGCAUCGACCAGAGCAAGCUGUGAACUCCAUCAAAGUAGAUGUGCACAGUCCGGGGAAGUUCAGGGUCCUGGGCUCCCUUCAGAAUUUCCCAGAAUUUGCCAAAGCGUUCAACUGCAAGAAGAACAGCUACAUGGUCCCUGACAACAUCUGCCGUGUGUGGUGAUCCACAGGCCUCUGGGGCGGGGGUCGUGUCGCCUGGGCUUGUCCCCGUCCCCUAACUUUCUCCCUGACUGUUUGAGCACUCGUGUGGGCUAGGGAGGCGGAGGCUCCCCUUGGCUCUCUACUGGAUGGACCAGGGCUAGUAGACUGACACUGCAGCACUCUCUUCCUCAGAAGACAGCAGUGGCCUGUACCCUCAUGGACAGACAGCGCACUGUCUCUCCGACUCACUGAUACUGUAGUUCAUUCAAUCAUCUUGAGAUUACACUGCUUUUCACAGAAUGCAGUCACUCCAGAGCCCCGUUCCUCAUGCAUUAAUAACUGACACGUUUGUUGACAAUUUGAUAUGAACCUGGGAUAUUCUGUUUAAAAUGUCCUAAAGCUCAAAUCUGCAAAUCACAGAGUUGCAAAUCAGAGUUAGCUGGAUUAUGACCAUGAUUUUUUUGAUGUAUCGGCAUCAUGAGCACAGACUACGCACAUUUCUGUUUAUUAAGUUAAGCUUUGUUAUGCUUGGUCCAGCUUUAUAAACAUAACUCGGUAGAUUUACUUAAUUUGCUAGAACUACUUAAUUCAGUUUAGUGAUCUGAUGCAAGUGAAUAGCUGCUAUAGAUGCAACUGUCGCCCGCCUACAUGUUUAUUUUAUCUGCAGGUUUGUGCCCUCUUAUUUUAGAGGUUGUGGCAGUAAAAACAAGCUGCUGCCUCAUUAAGCCACGGUGCCGUGCCAGCCAAUCACACGCCUGCUGAUCCUGAUUUCCUCUCUGUCGUCACACUCUCUUUAUUUCGAAACGCGAGUAAUCAUAGAUAAGUUUGAAUCUGCUACCCACAUUUGAGGAACAGAGUUAUGUCAAAAUAGGCUGGAUUAAUUUAGUGACGUAUUAGGAACGGGGCCCUCAUCAUGAGUUGCAAACAUCAAUGUGUAUUUUUCUCUUUGUCCAAUUAUUGCUCAUGAUGUGUAUGUCUGUGUGUGUGUGUGUAUGUGUGUGUGUGUGUG
Messenger RNA from Myripristis murdjan (pinecone soldierfish), 3438 nucleotides. Its product is annotated as neprilysin. Gene Ontology annotation, molecular function: metalloendopeptidase activity. Lineage: Eukaryota; Metazoa; Chordata; Actinopteri; Holocentriformes; Holocentridae. Gene Ontology annotation, cellular component: plasma membrane. Bases 139 to 2451 code for a protein of 770 amino acids. The transcript is spliced from 23 exons. Gene Ontology annotation, biological process: protein processing; amyloid-beta clearance. The record is from RefSeq and is a predicted model, not a curated record.